AUGUCAUUUACCUUUGAACAAUUUGAAGCCUUACUGGAACGCCAAGAAAAAUGUUUUGAACAGUUCCAGAUGCGCAUGAUGGAGAUGUUAACUCAGAAAAUGAACCUGGAUCAAAAAGAAGUUACAGUUGACCCCUUCAAAUCUCAUGUUGACCAGAUUGUUAAUUCUAUCCAUGAAUUUAAUUUUGAUGGUUCAGCCGGCAUUACUUUUGAGACUUGGUUCAAGAUAUAUGAAGACUUAUUCAAGGUCGACCUCAAAAAUCUUGAUGACGCCGCUAAGGUCAGAAUACUCUUGCGAAAACUUGGAACUGCUGAACAUGAACGUUACAGUAAUUUUAUCCUUCCAAAGAAUCCAAGAGAUUUUUCUUUUGAUGCAACAAUUGAAAUUUUUCGCAAAUCUUUGCUGAACAGUCAUCCUUGUUUAAUAUUCGUUAUCAAUGUCUCAAGAUGA
Messenger RNA from Schistosoma margrebowiei, 450 nucleotides. The record is from the annotation of a GenBank genome assembly. NCBI's taxonomy places the organism in Eukaryota, Metazoa, Platyhelminthes, Trematoda, Strigeidida, Schistosomatidae.